GGAGGAGCCGCCGCGCGAGGGGUCGGGCCGGAGCGCGAGGGCCAGGCAGGCAGGCCGGCCUGCGAAGGCCCGGACGGGGCGGCCGGCGAGAGAAGGAGCGAGCGGGGCAGCGGGCGGGGCUCCUGACAAAAGUGGAUGUCAUGCCCAGGUGCGUAACCUUCUAACAUGGAAGACGGAGGUCAGAAAGAAGUAAUCGACUUGAAUAGUUUCCGGAGCCAUCGAGGGAAAGAUAGGGUUAACCACCGAGACGAGGGACUCAUCACGAUAUCGGACUCCUCGGACGAAGACUUGCCUGUGAUGUUGGACACACCUGUUAACCUGCAGUGGGAAGACGAGGAUGAUGAAGACGUGGUCAUCUUGAUGGAGACAGCCACCAAGAAAUUCCUGCGGCCCAACGUCAUCAAGCCCGCCGCUCCCUGGCAAGUCGUUAACAAGACGGGGGAAGGAGGAUCUAAUGGCGAGGUGGUGGCCCUCCCUCACAAAGACCAGAAGGCCAAAACCCCGACUUCUCCGAGGCUGCCGGGGACCCGCCGGAACGGCCUGAAGACGGGAAGUGCGAGAGCAAGCGCGAGCCAGACCGAGGUCUUGGAGUUACCCGAUUCUCCGGAUCCUGCAGACCCCGGGGAAGUGAGGGGCACCGAGGCUGGGCCCAGCGUGGCUCAGAAGAGAGACAUUGUCCCGGAGGUCAUUAAUUUGGAGGAAGUGGGGGCCAAUCAGGACAACAACCAAGAAGGCGAACGAGAUCGGACACUCCCGCCACGGCCAGCGCCCAACCUCGGAAGGGUUUCCCACUGCGCCCAGCAGAACAUGCGGCUGGAUCAUCCGUACUUCCAGCCGGCGAAGAAUGAGGCACGGACUGGGGUCCACCCUCUUCCUUCUCAGCCAGCACCAUUGGAACGAGAGCUGGGACCUUUGCCGAGGGUUUACCAAGGAGAGAUCCCCGGGCCGGCUUUCCCCAGGCCUGAGCCUCAGCAGGAUGGGAUCCCAGGGCCGGCUUCCCCUCAACUUGCUCACCCGCCAGAGGAAAAUGGAGGCCAGCCAGCGGCAAUAAACGAGCAGGCUGGGCCAGCGUUCCCAGUCCAAGGGUCGCUGGAUACCAGCACCGGUGAGCUUCCCAAACAGACGGCUACCCUGUUGGACAAAGAUCUCUUUGUGCUACUCACCCGAGAAACGGAAGCCAGGUUUCCAGACGCAACGAGAGAGUACAUCGAAGAGCUGAUACAGAGCAAAAACUGCAGCGACUUAAACAUACUCUGUAAUUUUCUUCUGGAAAAUCCAGACUACCCAAAGAAGGAACUCAGUAUGGUUUUAAAUCCAAAUAGCAGCCUGCUUUCCAGCCAAGACGAGACAAAGGUGCCUAAAGUGGACUAUUUUGACUUCUCCAAACUGGAUCCACUCGACCAACGUUGCUUCAUCCAAGCCGCUGAUCUCCUCAUGGCUGACUUCAAAAUGCUAAGCAGCCAAGACAUCAAGUGGGCACUCCACGAACUCAAGGGACACUAUGCAAUCACACGAAAGGCCUUUUCCGAUGCCAUCAAAAAAUGGCAAGAGUUAUCUCCCGAAACCAGCGGGAAGCGAAAAAGAAGGAAAGAAAUGAAUCAGUAUUCCUACAUAGACUUCAAAUUUGAGCAGGGUGACACGAAGAUUGAGAAGCGCAUGUUUUUCUUGGAGAACAAGAGGCGCCACUGGAGGAGUUAUGACCAGCUCUCCCUUCUACCCCCUGUGCAGCUGGAGAGGGAGUUUUACGAACAGAAGAUCAAAGAGAUGGCAGAGCAUGCAGAUUUUCUUCUUGCCCUGCAGAUGAAUGAGGAGCAGUAUCAAAAAGAUGGCCAGCUGAUCGAAUGCCGCUGCUGCUACGGGGAAUUUGCAUUCGAAGAGCUGACCCAGUGUGCUGACGGACACCUGUUCUGCAAGGAAUGCUUAAUCAAAUACGCACAGGAGGCCGUUUUUGGCUCUGGGAAGUCGGAGCUCAGCUGCAUGGAAGGGAGCUGCACCUGUUCAUUCCCCACCACCGAACUGGAGAAAGUGCUUCCUGAGAACAUCCUCUGUAAAUACUACGAGAGGAAAGCCGAGGAGGAAAUAGCGGCUGCUUGCGCAGAUGAACUUGUCAGGUGUCCCUUUUGCAACUUCCCGGCUCUCCUGGACAAGGAGGUGAAGCGGUUCAGCUGUCCAAAUCCAUGCUGCAGGAAGGAAACCUGCCGAAAAUGCCAAGGCCUCUGGAAAGAACACAUGAACCUCACUUGUGAGCAGCUGGCUGAAAAGGACGACAUUAAAUACAGAACAUCCAUAGAAGAGAAGAUGACAGCGGCCUGCAUCAGGAAGUGCCACAAAUGCGCCACCGGCUUGAUCAAAUCGGAAGGCUGCAACCGCAUGUCAUGUCGUUGCGGGGCCCAGAUGUGCUACCUCUGCCGAGCGGCCAUUAAUGGCUACGACCACUUCUGCCAGCACCCUCGUUCCCCGGGAGCCCCGUGCCAAGACUGCGCGAAGUGUUCCCUUUGGACGGACCCCACGGAGGAUGAUGAGAAGAUCAUCCACGAAAUUCAGAAGGAGGCGGAAGAAGAACAAAAGAGAAAGAACGGAGAAAACAGUUUUAAGCGGAUCGGCCCUCCGGCAGAAAAACCCGCCGAGAAGAUCCCGCGGAUUGAAGCCAUCCCCAGGCCGGUUCCCCAGAACCUCCACCACCACCACCACCACCACCACCACCAAAUACGCCCCUACCCCUUCGGCCACCCCCCUUUCCCCCUCCCCCCGGUGCACCCCCUCUACAACAACCUCGGCCCCAUCAACCUCGGCCCCAUCCCGGCCCCUUACGUCCCCCCGCUGCCCAACAUGAGAGUGAACUACGACUUCCCCCAAAUGAACCUGCAGUUGGAGCACAACCUGCCUAUGCACUUCGGGCCUCAGCCUCGCCACCGGUUCUGACCCAAUAUUUGGGAGGAGGCGCCGUUCCUUCCGGAACUUGCUGCAGGGAAAGUCCACACACUGGUUGUCGAUGCUCCCCACCCCACCCCUCACUCCACAAAACCGCAACGUCCGUCUUCGCUCUGGUUCCCUCCCGCUUCCCCGUGAUCUUGUCUCCCACUCCAGAGGUCCAUUUCCCUGCCCUCCGCUAGGUGCAGGGGAGCCCAAGUUUGCAAUAAGGGUCUUCCAACUUGGCCCGAUUUAAGACUUGUGGACUUCAGCCCCUGAUCUAGAGGACGCCUGAAGAAGACACGCUGGCUAGGUUCCACCACCUUCUCCUGCAACGUAACUCUCUGGCUCAAGGGCCUCCCAACUUGGCGAGUUGAAGAUUUGCGGGCUUCAACUCCUAGAAUUCCUGAGCUGACAUCAUAGCUGGAGGAGGAAUUCCGAGAGUUGAAAUCCACAAGUCUUAAAGCGGUCAAGUUUGGAGACCCCCUGCAAUAAGGGUUUAUCCCGGCACUGUUGAUUUCUCUCCAGGUGCUCUCGGCGUCUGAGGAGAAGGGCUUCCACAGGAGGUGGGUUGGAGGGGCGACAGCAUUGCCCAAACAUGUUCUGGGUCAACUCCUUCCACAGCUGCAAGACCUCCCAGCAUCUCCACCCAAGCAGCGGUAGAGGGUUGGUAGAGGAACGCUGGAGUAUUUGAACUGCUCAGGUGGUUCCUUCCCAGAAAGCCAGCCAUGGUGAGGUUUUCUUGGCUUAGAUCAGAGGUCUCCAAACUUGGCAACUUUAAGACUUGUGGACAUCAACUUGAGACUUGAAGUUGAAGUUCACAAGCCUUAAAAGUUGCCAAGUUUGGGGACCCCUGGCUUAGAUCUUCCAGGGCUUCCCUCUUCUGCUAGGAAAAGCAGGGUAACCAGGUGCCCUUUUUUAAGAAGGGGGUCGGGGGUUCCUAAAAGCCAGCUUGGAGAGGCCCUCGGAAAUUUGACACGCCUUGAGGACAGCUCGGUGGGGCGGCUUGGAAAGUCACAAACCAGAUCGGUCUUGGAAAUCGGUGGGGCGGCCAUCGCCCCUGGCCGGCUUCCGCUUUUCAGGAUCUUGUGUCUGGAGUUGGAACCCUGAUUUGGCCAUUGGCGCCAAAGCAUUAUGGGUCCCAUGGAGGUUUUUCCUCUGCCGUUGCGUGGAGUGAAGCGAUGACGAUCUGGCUGGCCUACAAAGAGGUCAAAAGUAUUGGGGUUCUGGGGAAAGACAGGUGUGCAAUUGGGUUUGGGCCCCCUCCGCAUUUCUCUGGCGUUGGGGUGAACGCUCAGGUUGCUCCCACAGCUGGGAGAACUGCCCCAAUGCACCCUGGACCUCCCCCACUUCCCCCCCUCCUUACCUGUGGGAGCACCUGGCUCUAAGCUCCCUUAUGCAUCCUCCAGCUCUUGAAGCCCAGGUGUGAAGAGGUCACCAGGAAGUGAGAUCCAUUUAGGGCUUGAGUUGUUCAGCGGAGGUUUAUUUGAAGAGCUGGCUUUAGACCAGUGUUUCUCAACCUGAGUGGCGUUAAGAGGAGUUAAGGCUUCGACUCCCCGAGUUCCUCGGCCAACUGUGGGAGUCGAAGCCCACCCACCUUCAAGCCCAGACUUCCCAGCCAGCUCUGGGAGUUGAAGUCCACCCACCCCAUUAAGGUUGAGAAACAACGGUUUAGAUCGUUUGGAUGGAUGGAAUCCGUUCUCCAAAUCUUCCACUUCUCCCAGACAUCCCCUUCCAAUCUUUUGCACACCUGUACCCCCCUUCGGUCCUCUGUAGCUUCAAUACCCUCCUUGGAAGAGUUGUGACCUCCAAAACACGCCAGAAAGUCCCUGCGUGAUCAGCCAGCCCCACCAGAGCUUGGAGGAGAAGGAAGUAAGCACCACGGCUGGUCCUUGUGAUUUCAGGAAGGAAGAACGGGUGGCGUCUUCAGAAACAGCUUCCCUUCCCAAACCUAACAGCCAAGCACAUCGGGUGGAUGACCUUUCUUCCAAAGAGUUGGCCAGCGAGGGUCUCUCUGGGUCACAAGUCUGGAAUCUGAGAGCCUCUUGCAUCUUGGUAGACGCCAGGUUGGGGGGGGGGGGGGGGGAAACGUUGCAGAAAAUGGCUGUCGUCUUCUAAACAUAAAUCCAAACUUCCCCCACAGUUUCCUUUGGGGCCUUGGCUCAGCUCAAAGCAAUAGAAUACAAAUGAUAGUUUUUGAACAUGGACUAGCUUUGUUUGUCUCCCAAAUCGCUCCCUCCCUCCUUCAUUUUUUUUUCCCUUUAAAUUUCCUCUAUGAGAAAAAACUAUAUAUUGACAGGAUCCUUUGGCCAUAGCAAAGAGGCCCGAGGCCUGUGAAUAUUGUGAUUUCUUCCCUCCUUCCAUUACAUGCGGAAAGGAAUCAGAACCGCCAGGAAAGGGCUGCUUUCCAAGAGUUUCCUCCCUGAUUCUAGCUACUGGUUUCCUUUACAUAAUAUUAACAAACCAGGAUUUAUGUUUGCUUUUUAUCCCUCCUCCAGUUGACAUUCUCCCCUUUCCUCCUGGACAUGAUCAUGCAACUCCCGAUUCUUUACCGCUAGGCUUUCAAAUUAUUCUGAAAUAAACCGGUGAUCCUUUUGAACAGCUGUUCACUUCCAGGGUAGGGGGCUCACACAACCCAGCGUGUAUGUAGAUCUACAUAGCCCACAUAAUGCCCAAUCGAUAAGGAUUGAUCAGACUGAUUGAUAGCACAAUGUUCCCCCUGGCAAAUUUUGGACCCUUGGCGAAAGAAUGGGAUGCAUUCCACGGUGAAAAUAUAUCUCGGUGUUGGGACUGGCUGGGAAUUUCAUCCAAUAGGAGCCAUAUUUUCUUGACGUUCUUCCAUCCCAAAGUUUCCUGUUGUCUUCCAUUCCGCAUGUUGCCAUUCCGGCUCUGUCUUAGCCACGUAAAUUCAAAAUCGUGUCUUUCCUUUGCUGUCGUUCGGCCACGAAAACCAAGCCCACGAACCACGUUAAGUCCAAGUUGAUCUGAUAACUGCUAUAUGGAUCUUAUUCAGGUUUUUAAAUCUGCACCUUAACCUUAAACUGUUGGCUUCUUGGAGGUAGCAAUUAUUCAUCUCUAUAAAUGUAAAAAUUAGCUACUGCUUAAAACCCAAAAGGGACCUGUUUCUCCUAGAAGUACUUGAGUUUAGAACGAAUCCUCAUUCCUAGGAAAUUGAGUUCUUUUGCAUCUUAAAGCUUUUUUUUAAAAAAAACAUAUUCUGGAUAGGUUUUGGCUAUUUGGGCUAGUUUUAAAAUGAAAAGGACUUAACCUCCUUCAUUCUUCUCCUACAUCAUUCAUCUGCUGAUGCAGAAAUUCCCUUCUUCCUCUUCCUUCUUGUGCUUUGAGUUCCAAAAUAUUAGCUCAGCUUUUUCUGUUGGGUAAAGGUUGAAUUUAUUUACUCCUGGUUGUAGAAAAUCCAACCUGCCUCUUUGAUAUCAUUUCUGUAAGAAUCUUGAACAAGGAGUUGGAACAAGGUUGCCCAUAACAGGUGGGGGGAAAUUCUUUUAUCAUUUAACUCAAGAGGUGUCCAACCUUGGCUACGUCAAAACCUGUGGACUUCCAACUCCCAGAAUUCUCCAGCCAGCCAAGAUCCUUACAGAAGUGAAAUUCUGGGAAUUGGAAGUCCACAGGUCUUAAAGUUGGAGCCCCCUGAUUUAACUAGUAAUUUCCAUUUUUGGUGGGAUAGAAAAGAAGGCCAGACUCUCAUCACUAGCCAUGUUCACCUUAUAUUUCAGCAUCUUCUGGAGAACUUCACUCAUGGUUUAGGAAAGACAGUCUUGGACUUUUGGAGGUUGUCUCCCAGUUCAUUUGAGGAAGAAACUAUGGGUAGGAAGAAGCCCAAAGCAUCAAGAAAGGUAUUUGUGGACAAAGACAUCUGACUCCCAUUGGCUCUUUGCUUUUUUCCAAAAUUACCUACAAGCUUCUCAGAAGGAAGGGACUUCCCAAAACAUGCAGUCUCAAGAAUCGUCCAGUUUUAAUCAAUUCCCACUGAGAUGAUUGAUUGAUUGAUUGAUUGGCCUGAUCUGUAACAGGUAAUGUCGUACCAAACCCAUCUUUUUU
Molecule: messenger RNA, 6969 nt
Organism: Notechis scutatus (mainland tiger snake)
Lineage: Eukaryota; Metazoa; Chordata; Lepidosauria; Squamata; Elapidae
Source: RefSeq, a predicted model, not a curated record